UUUUAUUUUCUUUUCUUAUAAAAUACAGGAAAAAACAACGAAUUGAAUGGGAAUGAACUGCAGAAGAAAUUAAAGUUAUAUGGAAGGAAUGCCUGGAAAUGUUUUCAUAAUCAGUUGCUUGUGGUUUAAAGUUUAGGUCACGUGACUUAGAGUAUGCGUUCUGAUUGGCGCUGGCGCAUAUGCCGCUUAUAUGGAAGUCAUUAGAGGCGUCUGGCAGUCUGGCGUGGUAAGCUUCCUGUUUCUUGUUCUUCGUAGAAAACCACCCACGUUUUCGAUGUUGUUCGUUGUUCUUGUUGAAUGUUGAGUUUAAUUUUAAUACUUUUAAUAAUAGUUGAAUGUGGAUACUAAAAUUAUAGAGAAGACAUUUCAUUAGCGUAGCGUGUGUUCAGUGUUCUCUAUAUUGUGGAUUGUGCAUUCAAUACCCGAUAGUGAAGUGUGUUGAAGUUAUCGAUAAAAAAGUUAGGUUUGGGUAAGCUUUAUUCACGCCUUUCUUUUAAGUGUUUUUAGAAAAUAAUAUGUCAGCAAAAAGCCUGAAGAGUAACAGAACUCUUAGACGAUUUAUUUCUAAAAAGACCCGCGAUGAAGAGAUGUUAAUCAAUUCAGUAAUACUUGAUGACAUUCCACAUUCUGAUGACUGUCCUACUAGUGCACAUUUUUCCGGAAAUGAAUCAACAUCUGAUAGUGAUGGCCCUGUAGAAAUAAUACCGGAAAUAAAACCAUUUACUUUGCCUGCAAAUGGUGUAGGCAAUCCUCUGGACACAAGAGAGACCUAUCCCAUUCCAAGCAAAAUUAUAAGUAAACCAUGCAAGGACAACCAAAAAUUAAGUUGUGAAGAUGCACACCUAGAUUUGAGGAAAUGGGCGGUUGGAAACAAAAUUUCUCAUUUGGCCCUUAAUGAUUUACUCAAAAAUGUAUUGUGUAAAAAUUUCCCUAAUGCAAAAUUUCCCAUGGAUGCCAGAACUUUAUUAAGAACAUCUGAAAAUUUGUUUAUAGAAAAGUGAUCUCAGAACUAUUGUUAUUUUGGUAUUGAGAAGUCCAUAAAUGUUUUAUUUAGAACCUGCAAUAGUAUUAAGAUAACAGAUAGAGAUGUUAUAAACCUUGCUAUUAAUGUUGAUGGCCUACCUUUAAGCAAAAGUACUGAUAGUUGUUUUUGGCCUGUUCUGGGUUGUGUCAAAUCAUUCCAAAAGUUGAAAAAUACUGUUUUUUUAAUUGGUAUAUAUCAUGGUAAAAAUAAACCUGAACAUCCAGACAUUCUUUUAUCUGAUUUUGUACUGGAAUGUCAGAAACUGAAUGGCAAAAUUUUAGUAGGUGAUUUAGUUUUAAAUUUCAACAUCACAAUGGUAAUUUGUGAUAUGCCAGCAAAGGCAUUUUUGUUACAAAUUAAAGGACCAACAGGAUACUUUUCAUGUACAAACUGUUUAGUGGAAGGGGAAAGUGAUAGAAAUGUCUACUUUCUUGAGGUAAAUUGCCAAAAAAGGACUGAUAGAUCUUUUCGACAAAGGUUAAAUGAGGAGCACCACAUUGGGACAUCUUUAAUAGAACAUAUUCCAAAUUUUGAUUUAAUAAACAAUGUCCCUUUGGAUUAUAUGCACUUGGUGUGUUUAGGGAUAGUAAAGAGACUUAUUACCCACAAAAAAUAUGGUUUUAUUUUUGGAAAACCUCCACACAAAAUUCGCGCAUCUGAUGUUUUAAAAAUUAAUCAAAGAUUAAAGAAGAUGUCUCGUUUCAUACCAUUUGAAUUUGCUAGAAAAACACGACCUAUAACGGAGAGUAAAAGAUAUAAAGCCAGCGAAUUAAGAACAUUUUUGCUCUAUACUGGACCAGUUGUCCUGAAAAAUAUUUUGCCAAAAAAUAAGUAUACAAAUUUUUUAGUGCUUUCCAUUGCCAUAUCUAUUUUAGUUAGUGAUUUGGUAUAUGACCAAUCAUGGCUUAACUAUGCAGAAGAUCUUAUUAAUUGUUUUAUUAAUAAAUCUAAGGUUAUAUAUGAUUUUGGAUUUUUUUCUUUAAAUUUUCAUUCAGUUAUCCAUUUAGCAGAUUGCUGUAGAAAGUUUGGUCCACUUGACAAUUUCAGUGCUUUCCCCUUCGAAAAUUAUAUGCAAAAGAUAUUAAAAUAUGUAAGAAAAGCUCAUCAACCUUUAUCACAAGUAAUCCGAAGGCUAUCUGAGGAAAAUAACUUAUUUAGUAGUUUGCCAUCACAUGAUGACACUUCAGCUAGUAGCAAUAUUGUACCAAGUUGUUCUCAAAUGCAUUCAGGAGGUCCUUUAGCAUUGGGUUCUAAAAACCCCCAAUUUAAGAAAGUUAUUUUUAAUAAUUUCACAAUUUCUUGCAAUACUUUUGGCAACAGAUUUGUUAAGCUAUUAGAUAGUAGUAUUUUGGAAGUAAAAAAUAUUUGUUAUAAUAUAAAUAAUGAACUGUGUGUUCUUGGAGUAAAACAUGAGAUAGUAGGAGACUUGUUUGAUAAGCCAUGCAAAUCUUCUUUCUUAGAUAUCCACAUAAUUAAUACAUUGAGGCCAUCUGAGUUGUUAUCUUUUCUAGUUACAGACAUUAUUACAAAAUUUAUAAUUUUACCUCUUAAUGAGAAUGCAGAUAAUUCCUUUGUGAUAUUUCCCAUCAUCCACUGCACCCAGUAAUAAUUUGUACUUUAGUUUUCGAUUAAUCAAGAAAGAAGUUUCCCAAUAAUUGGUAUUACCUAUACUUCAUAUUAUUAUACCUCCUAUUAUAUCAAAUGCUCUAGUAGGUAGGUCUAUAUUUACUUGGUUUCUUCAGCAUGAUUGUAUUAUUUUUAAUUUUCUGUAAAUAAUGUAUAAGUAAGUUGAUAAUGUUGAUAAUUGCUUUUAUUGUGCAUAUUAGGUGCCGUUUGACACACAACAAUUUCAAGGACUGUGGUAGAGUGUACUUGAGUUUCAGUAUCCAUUUGACAAUUAUUAGUGGAAAGAUGCAUCUUUGGGCAGUAAUUGCUUUUGAUGAUGAAAACUCUGUAGCAACCAUACCCAACACAUGGCUUUGGAAAGCAAAUGAUGGCAAAGAUAUGUGUUAUUGGCCUUCAAAAACUAAAAAUGUUACUGGAUAUGUAAAAAGAAGGGAAGAACCAGCUGUUGAUUGGGAACAAUAUGCAGUUACUAUCUUAGGAAAUAAUUAUGAAUUCAAACGACAAGUUUUAACAAAAUUGAAUAUUAUUAUGGCCAAGUUAAAUGGGCAUGAUGAACAAUUAGAAGCCAUGAAUAAUCUUUUGGAAAACUGUAAACCAAAAAAUGGUGAGGAUGAGACACCUGCGACUGGACUGGAGUUGCUUCCAGUCAAUAACGAUGAUAGCUUGGCUGUAUGUGAGCAAUUUUUAAGUGACAAAAUGAAUUUGAGAAAAUUGAUGGUGAAAAAGCACACUGAAGUUACUCCAAAACCAAACAGGUGUUAUAGGGAUCAGGAUGACCCCAUCAAUGACAGCACUCCUCUGCCCACAUGUAGUAAUGCUGAUAAUUUCACAAAAUCCAGAUGUGAUACCCCUGACAGUCCUGAUAUAAUCAUGCUUGAUGGACACAGUACUCCUACAUCCAUGAGGAGUAUAGGUGGAAAUUCUACUCCAAGAUUUGUUACCUCUAAUUUAAACAAAAUUAACUCUGUUGAUGAUAAAGAAUUCAAACGACAAGUUUUAACAAAAUUGAAUAUUAUUAUGGCCAAGUUAAAUGGGCAUGAUGAACAAUUAGAAGCCAUGAAUAAUCUUUUGGAAAACUGUAAACCAAAAAAUGGUGAGGAUGAGACACCUGCGACUGGACUGGAGUUGCUUCCAGUCAAUAACGAUGAUAGCUUGGCUGUAUGUGAGCAAUUUUUAAGUGACGAAAUGAAUUUGAGAAAAUUGGCAAGAGAGCUUAGCAGAAUGGGAGGAACUACAGUGCCUGAAAUAACUAGAAAACUAUUGUAUAAAAUAAUCACCAAUGAGUUUGCUGAAUUAUACAGUUGGGAAGGCGGAAAAGGCAAAAGAAAGUUUAUAAAUGUCACAUUGUCAAGACUUGUUAUAGAUGCUGUUCAAUGUAAUAAAAGAACGCAAAAUGCCUGUGAAGACGAAAUCAUACAGGAAGUAAAGAGAUGGUUAGCUAAAGCUAAAGAACGGGUUAAAAAUGAAUUGAAGAAAACUGAGAGGUUCGCAGAAUGGAAAGCUAUUCUACAACUGGAAAAAAUAGCUUCUUAUAGCUCUCAAUACUGUUAUGACCACUUCAGAAUCUGUAGUUUCCAUUUUGAUGAAAAGAUGUUUGCAAGUAUGCAAAAAAAUCGGCUGAAAAAAAGUGAUAUACCUAUACAACCAGCAGCAGUAGCACCCUCGGUAGCACCUGUGAUACCAGUUGAGUUAUUAGAAGUUACAAAAACAGAUGAAGAAGAGCUUCAUAGUCCUAGUACUUCUAGGAAACCCGAAAUGAGCAUAAGCCAAGAAGACCAUCAAUCCAAAAGUAUGUCUUGA
Messenger RNA from Phaedon cochleariae (mustard beetle), 4450 nucleotides. Lineage: Eukaryota; Metazoa; Arthropoda; Insecta; Coleoptera; Chrysomelidae. The record is from the annotation of a GenBank genome assembly.